UUGUGUAGAGGAAGAGGAUAUGAGGGUGGAUGGAUGGGGUGGAUGUUCACUGUGGCGCCCCCUAAUGGACGUGACCGAAAGAGAAACAAGGUUCCAUAAAUUUCUAUCAGAGUGAGAGCUCUUCCCGAGCGUAGCCGGACACAACUAGCCAAGAUGUCGCCGUUCUCUAAGUGUUUUAGGUCAAGCUGGAGAGUUUAUGCCUGUUUUUCACGGCGACACUCAUCACUGAUAACUGAGUUGAUGGAAAACAUGGAUAAGAGAUCAUUGUGGGACCGCUUCUACACUGAGAGCAGCAGCAAGACUUUUAAAAACUUUGAGUGGUUCUUUGGUUUUGACUCCGUUCAGGACUUCAUCAUGCCUCUCUUGCAGUCCAGCGCCCGUCCAGACUCUCCGGUCCGGGUCUUGGAUAUAGGCUGUGGCACGUCUGCGUUAGGCCCCUCCAUCUACAGAAACUCUUCCUUCUCCGUCCACGUCACCUGUGCGGACAUCUCUGCUGUGGCCGUGCGGCUGAUGCAGGAGAAGACUCAACUCGAAGCCAUUCAGCCCAACAAUCCAUCUUCCCUGCUCCAGUUUGUGGAGCUGGACUGCACACAGCUCCACAGGCGUUUCAGUCCAAACAGUCUGGAUCUGAUUGUGGACAAAGGCACCACUGAUGCUUUGUUGAGGUCCAAAGAGGGGAAAGGGAAGGCGUCGCUGGUGCUGCAGCAGUGUUUGAAGGCGCUGCAGAGUUCAGGGUCUCUGCUGCAGUUCUCAGAUGAGGAUCCAGACGCCAGACUUUUGUGGUUGGAGUCAGCAGCUCUGCAUCAUGGACUCAAUGGGGCAGAUGUUGGGGUGCAGGAGGUGGGGCAGCUCCGGGGGGUGUGCUACUUCUGCUACCAUGUCACUCCCCACUCCUCUGCAAAGUGUUAACUUGUAGUGCAGAUAAAUAAAACUCAAACAUUG
Molecule: messenger RNA, 942 nt
Organism: Oryzias melastigma (Indian medaka)
Lineage: Eukaryota; Metazoa; Chordata; Actinopteri; Beloniformes; Adrianichthyidae
Gene: cskmt
Product: citrate synthase lysine methyltransferase
Exons: 2
Coding region: 154-909 (251 amino acids)
Source: RefSeq, a predicted model, not a curated record